Messenger RNA from Hylaeus volcanicus, 2621 nucleotides. RefSeq names its product potential E3 ubiquitin-protein ligase ariadne-2 (gene ari-2). The record is from RefSeq and is a predicted model, not a curated record. Gene Ontology annotation, cellular component: ubiquitin ligase complex; cytoplasm. Gene Ontology annotation, molecular function: zinc ion binding; ubiquitin conjugating enzyme binding; ubiquitin protein ligase activity. The transcript is spliced from 8 exons. Lineage: Eukaryota; Metazoa; Arthropoda; Insecta; Hymenoptera; Colletidae. The coding region runs from base 354 to 1862 and encodes 502 amino acids. Gene Ontology annotation, biological process: ubiquitin-dependent protein catabolic process; positive regulation of proteasomal ubiquitin-dependent protein catabolic process; protein polyubiquitination.
AAUGGCGAGUAUUACAUAAAGGAAAUGUAGAGAUAUAUUCUUACUUGGUCUAAAAUCUAAUUUUAAACGAUUAAUGAUGUUAUAGAUGAUAAUGCUCGCUUUGCACACCUCAGCUGUUUUCUGUCAGGUGAUUUUGACAUUCUUAUCUACUUCCAGAUUAAAUGAAAUCAUCUGUUACAACAUCGUUCACAUCAUACGUCUAGCACGAGCUGCACGAGAGUUUAUACAUGGAAUUCAUGCACUGGAGUGAUUACUGGUGCAGACGGCUGUGAUACAGCCCUUUAAUAACUUUUACAUUUAACCCACGAAACAAAAAUAUCAAUGCAUUUUUCUUGAUAAAUAAGAACGUAAAGAUGUCGGGCAAAGAGUACGACAGUGAAAUGGAUUAUUCCGAUUCAGACUGCGGAGAUCCAGGCUACGAAGACUAUUAUAAUGUUCAGCCAUGGGGUGGUGAAGUUGACAAUGACAUAGAUCCUGAUCAAAACAGAAGAGAUCCAGAAUAUGCUAUAUACGAUUGUCUACGGGUCGAAGAAGUGGAAAGACUUUUGAAUGAAAAUGUAGAAAUGCUAAGUAAUAGUCUUCACAUAACACCGUCGUUAGCCAAAGUUUUAUUACACGCACACAAUUGGGCAUUGCAAGAUAUCAUCACAAAGUACCGUACCAAUGCUUCCAGUUUAUUAAUUAAUUCAAAAAUAAAACCAAUACCUUCAUUGGAUUCAGUGCCAGGAUUGAAAGGUCAAAGGGGUGGAUUGUGUUCAGUGUGCAUUACAAUUUAUUCAUCUGAAAAGUUUUCUACAUUAACGUGUGGACACUCUUUUUGUAAAGACUGUUGGUGCAUGCAUUUUGAAGUACAAAUAACUCAAGGUAUUUCCACAGGAAUAAGCUGCAUGGCACAGGAAUGCGAUGUAUUAGUUCCAGAAGACUUUGUUUUAUCCCUACUCACUAAGCCUAAUAUGAGGGAGAGGUAUCAACAAUUUGCUUUCUGCGAUUAUGUGAAAUCUCAUCCCCAGUUGAGAUUCUGUCCUGGCCCCAACUGCCAAAUAGUUAUGCGUUCAAAGGAACAACGGGCAAAAAGAGUUAUAUGUACAACCUGUAAAACGAUAUUUUGCUUUCGUUGUGGUAUGGAUUACCAUGCGCCCACCGACUGCAAUACUAUUAGAAAAUGGCUGACGAAAUGUGCAGAUGAUUCAGAGACAGCUAACUAUAUUAGUGCUCACACCAAAGAUUGUCCAAAAUGUCAUAUUUGCAUAGAAAAAAACGGCGGUUGUAAUCAUAUGCAAUGUUACAAUUGUAAGCACGAUUUCUGUUGGAUGUGCCUUGGAGAUUGGAAAGCACAUGGAACGGAAUAUUACGAAUGUUCACGCUACAAGGAAAAUCCCAACAUUGCUCACGAGAGUGUUCAUGCACAGGCACGAGAAGCUCUUAAGAAAUAUCUGCAUUAUUAUGGGAGGUGGGAAAAUCACAGUAAAUCAUUAAAAUUAGAAGAACAAACUCUAGAAGGUAUAAAAAUGCGAAUAAAUAAAAAAGUAAUGAACGCUAGCGGAACAUGGAUCGAUUGGCAGCAUUUAUACGAGGCUGCGUCGCUUUUGGCACGCUGUCGCUAUACUUUACAGUACACUUAUCCUUACGCUUAUUACAUGGAACCUGGACCCCGCAAAGAAUUGUUUGAGUAUCAACAAGCGCAGUUGGAAGCAGAGAUAGAAAAUCUUUCUUGGAAAAUAGAACGAGCAGAAACUACAGAUCGUGGGGAUCUAGAAAAUCAAAUGGACAUCGCAGAGAAGCGUCGCGUUACUUUGUUAAAGGACUUCCUCGAGGUUGAUGUUUGCAGAGAGAAGAACGGAAAUUCCAAUGUUCUAAAGUAAGAUUCGGUAAGCUGAGUUAUGUAAUCAUACAUAACGAAGAAUUCCAUAGGUGUACGAAGAGAAGCGAAUACCGGAAAAAAGGACGAGUAGGAAAGUAUUAAUUGACCGACUGAUUGUUAAAAUUUUCUAUAGAAUGUAUAUUAAUUUCCUAGUCUAAGAAUAUUUCCAGAGAUAUCGUACGAUGCAGCGCUUUCUUCGAAAUUUAAUAUUUAGGGACUAUUUUUGUCGACGCUUACCGCACAGUCCGCCAGAAGACGUAAUAACAAUGCGAAUCAUUUAAAUACAUUCGCAAUGCGUAUUGUCAAAUUUGAAUGCGAACAUCGUUGAUCAAUGGACUCUCCAACCUUUUCUUUCAAGUAUUGCUACUAUUUAAGAUAAGUUUUAGUACCAAUGACCGACUUAAAAAAAAAAAAGAAAAAGAAAGCAGGUAGCCUAACGAAUACUUAGGUGCCAAUGAACGGUACCUCCCAUCGUGUAAAUACUGUGGUAAUGUAAAGGAUGUGACGUUUUCUAUAAUUAGAGUGUAAGAUGUAUGCAACGAUCAAAGACAUCCGUGACGAACAUAGCCGUAAUACAUUCUUUGUAAACUAUUUAAACAUGAAACGCUAGAAUAGAGAUGAUAUUCUGUGAAGGAACGAUGAUCACUCGUCGAAGGAUCUUGUUACAACUAACAGCCAUUGUGCAAAAAUGAAUGUAGCAACUACUGUGUCACUAUGAAAAAUAAAGUUUAUCGCAACAAUCGCAUUUUUUCAAAGAUAA